Molecule: messenger RNA, 495 nt
Organism: Cladophialophora psammophila CBS 110553
Lineage: Eukaryota; Fungi; Ascomycota; Eurotiomycetes; Chaetothyriales; Herpotrichiellaceae
Exons: 2
Coding region: 1-495 (164 amino acids)
Source: RefSeq, a predicted model, not a curated record
AUGGUCAGCGUUGGACUCCCCUGGAAAGCUACCCCGACUAGCCGCAUUGUUCACCUCGCGCAAGUUGUUUUGCAAUUUACCGCUGCUGUGAUUGCCAUUGGUCUCAAUGCUUCAGAUAUAGUUGAUGGCCCUACGAAUACUGGUGCUUCGGUCUAUGCUAUCGUCAUCGGUUCUCUAUCUACACUGACAGCGAUAUUGUUUGCAAUCGAUAUCCUCAUCCCAUUCCCCAGCCGGCUUUGGCUCCUUUGGGUCUUGUUCUGGCAAUGGGUUCUCACUUUCGCCUGGACAGGUGUGAUUGCGGCAUUUCGCGGGAAGGAUUUCGACAACCGAUCUACGCAGAUCCAGGUCACCGCUGGGUUUAACAUUGCCAACAUGUUGCUAUGGCUGACAGGCUCCGCAUUUGGAACCAUUACAAUGUGCUUCAGGAGGAAGCUAGGGGGAGGAAAGCCGGAUGAUGCGAGUUCCUCCCAUGAUCUGCCAGAGCAUUCAGGCUGA